AUGAGCACGAGUAACCCUCCUCCCACCGAGGAUCGGGCGGCGUCGGUGCAGAAAAUCCAAACGCUGCUAAGCGCAAAGGACGACACAUCGCGCUUUGUCGGCCUCGCCUUGCUCAAGUCAGUGCUAGAUAACACGCCGGAGUUGAGGAACGAGCAGGUCAUCACCGAUCUUUGGGCGAGUAUUCCGCCCAAGUUCCUCGCACGCCUGAUCAAGAGCGGAAUCGGGCAGCAGAAGCAGUCAGAUGAAUCACGGAAAGAGUCCAAUGACAUGUUGGACCUUGCCGUCUCGGUGCUUCAUACUUUUACCGCCCUGCUCCCGGAGAGCGCAAAGCAGGACCCUAAACUGGUCGACAGGAUACCACAGCUCGUCGCCUGUCUAGUGCACUGCUCUGACGAGACGACACGGCUGACCCUCGAGGCCCUGGUGAGCCUAGUCAGCCGGCCAGAUGGCGCCCGUGUCUUCACCACCGCGGUGGAGGACCUGGCUCCCCUGACCGAGAUCGCCGCUAAGCAGCCCCUUGCCCUGGACACCCUCUUGUUUGCGUGGCUCAAUGCCGCCAUGGCGGCGACGACAGACAAGAGCAGCCUGAGAUCCAAGAUUGACAGCACCGUCGGCAGCCUCGUUGCAUCCUUCAAGGGGACCGAUGCCGUCACCCUUCUCAGCUUCCUCGCAAAUUUGCUGCCAAGACUGAACCCAGAGGCUUUGCCAUCCAAUCCCAAGUGGCUCCCAGACCUCGGAACUUUCAUUCGCAAUCUUGUCGCGAGCCGUCCCACCUCCGCCGGCCGCGCCGCCUUCACCAACCUCUCGGCGGCCCUCCUCGAGCUCUAUCCCUUCCACGCCCCUCAACUCCUCUUCGCCGACCAGGAUACCGCCGGCAAGUCCUCCUCCAGCUCCAGCCCGUUCUCCUACCUCCUGAUCAACCUCAUCCUCGUCGACCUGCGCGCCAGCCUGCCCACGCUCCUCUCCCAACUCAACACGCCGGAAUACCCGCCCACCGCAUACCGCCUGACCUCGGCCUUCAACGUAAUCUCCCACUUCAUCGGCUACCUCCUCCGCGCCCUCGACGCACCGGAUUCCUCUUCCGCUCCCUUCUCUCUCGCCAUCUCCCCGGACCGCCUCCUCUCCCUCCGCAAGUCGCUCACCGAGACCCUCUCGCUCACGACCGAGUACCUGCGCGACCGGUGGGACGCCUCCGUGGCGGGCGCCAUGGGCCUGCACCCGGAAGCGCGCACGGGCGCGGCGGUGGCCCCGGCGACCGGGGCGACCCACUUCACGCUCGCGUGGGACUCGAUCGGCACCGACGUCGCCGCCGACGACCCGCUCGUCCUGGCCGCCGUGCGGGCGCUCGCCCUCUGGGCCCGCGAGGACGACGGCGAGCUGCUCCGCCGCGAGGUCGGCGGGCUCUGCGACAUGCUCGUCGACCUGUACCGGGAGAGCGGCAGCAACCGCGGUGGUGGUGGUGGUGGCGGCGGCGGCGGCGGCGGGAAUGGGCAGCAGCAGCAGCAGCAGCAACAGCGUGGUAGACGGCUGGACUUCCGGCGGGCCGUGCUGGUCGCGUUCGAGGGCGUCGCGGCCGACCGCAAGGGGCGCGAGUCGGUGCUGAGCAAUGGCGGGUGGGAGGUGCUGGUGGGGGACCUGGAGGGCAUCCUCCAGGCGAGCUCGGCGGCCGACGACGAGGACGAGGCGGCGCGCGGGAUCGAGAUCGUGCGGGUGCUGAUGCAGCUCGCCGAGACGGAGCGGCCCGGCCCCAGGGAGGCCUGGAUGGACCUGGUGACGCACGUGGCGGCGUGGGACGUGCCCGAGGCCAAGCAGUCGCCCGUCACGGAGGAGUGCCAGGUCGCCGUGCUGCAGCUCGUCACCACCCUGCUCGUCAACACCCACCCCGGCGUGCAGAAGAGGUACGUCCACUCGACGAGCGCCGUGCUGGGGAUCGCCCAUCAGCUGCAGGAGAAGGUCAAGGGGGACCGCGCGCUGGAGGAGGCACUGGACGACGUGGUGGGGGCCUUGAUUACGCUGAGGUGA
Molecule: messenger RNA, 2022 nt
Organism: Thermothelomyces thermophilus ATCC 42464
Lineage: Eukaryota; Fungi; Ascomycota; Sordariomycetes; Sordariales; Chaetomiaceae
Exons: 3
Coding region: 1-2022 (673 amino acids)
Source: RefSeq, a predicted model, not a curated record